AUGAACAAUUCUGCGGAGCAGUUGGAUGGGCAGGGAUAUGGGAAUUUGUUGAAACUAUUCUGGAUGUUCGCCAAGAACCUGAUGUCACUUAAAUUAGGCAACACAUCAUACACUAAAUUGUACCUAAAAGAGAUAAUUUUUAGAGUUUUGGUUUCAAAUUUUACUGAAGAACAACUUGACCGUUACGAAAUGUACAGGCGUUCUGCAUUUCCUAAAGCCGCAAUUAAACGUUUAAUGCAAACAAUAACAGGAUGUUCUGUUUCUCAAAAUGUUGUUAUAGCUAUGGCAGGUAUUGCCAAAGUGUUUGUAGGAGAAGUCGUGGAAGAAGCUUUAGAUGUAAUGGAAGAACAAAACGAGACAGGCCCAUUGCAACCAAAACAUUUGAGAGAAGCAAUACGAAGAUUACGUCUUCAAGGGGCCAUUCCUAGUGGACGAGCAUAUUAUAGGUCACAUUUUCGGCUUUAACUAUCAUUUCGUCAAUUUAUAACUAAAAUAGAGGUAGCAAUAAACAUUUUUCGUAUUAAAGUAAUAA
Agrilus planipennis (emerald ash borer) is the source of this 532-nucleotide messenger RNA. RefSeq names its product transcription initiation factor TFIID subunit 11 (gene Taf11). Lineage: Eukaryota; Metazoa; Arthropoda; Insecta; Coleoptera; Buprestidae. Bases 1 to 465 code for a protein of 154 amino acids. Gene Ontology annotation, cellular component: transcription factor TFIID complex; nucleus. The transcript is spliced from 3 exons. The record is from RefSeq and is a predicted model, not a curated record. Gene Ontology annotation, biological process: transcription initiation at RNA polymerase II promoter; RNA polymerase II preinitiation complex assembly. Gene Ontology annotation, molecular function: protein heterodimerization activity; transcription coactivator activity.